Molecule: messenger RNA, 1022 nt
Organism: Suillus subalutaceus
Lineage: Eukaryota; Fungi; Basidiomycota; Agaricomycetes; Boletales; Suillaceae
Product: peroxisomal membrane anchor protein conserved region-domain-containing protein
Exons: 5
Coding region: 49-963 (304 amino acids)
Biological process (GO): protein import into peroxisome matrix, docking
Cellular component (GO): peroxisomal membrane; peroxisomal importomer complex
Molecular function (GO): signaling receptor binding
Source: RefSeq, a predicted model, not a curated record
AUUCAAGUUACCGCACUUACAGAACUGUUACUACUAGUAAGUAGUACCAUGUCAGACGCUAACAGACAAGAGCUCGUCCGUAAUGCAGUUUCGUUCCUCUCAGACUCUACGACUCAACAAGCGCCGAUCGCCCAGCGUGUGCAAUUCCUUGAAGCAAAAGGUCUCAGUGGGCCAGAGAUCGAGGAGGCAAUGAAGCAGGCGGCGAACCAGACUGCGGCAAAGCCUCGGAAUCAUUUCCAAUCACCAUAUCCAACAUAUGGGCCAGCUACCUAUCCCAGCUAUCCUUCCCAACAAUGGGACUGGCGUGAUUAUUUCAUAACUGCUGUGAUAUCAGGGUCGGUGGUGUAUGGUGCCGUCUCGCUGUUCAAGAAAUAUCUUCAACCACACCUCAUUCCUCCAGCAGCGACUGCAUAUGAGCAAGAUCGCGAUGGCCUGACAGCACAGUUUGAUGCUGCAGAGGCCCUUUUGAAGGAAAUUCAGGCAGAGACCGAAGCCGUCAAGUCUGCGGUGUAUGAACAAAAUGAACGAGUGGACAAGGUCACCAAGGACGUUGAGUCUGUAGUAGUUGAAAUGAGGGAAGGCGAGUCAAAGACGCGGGACGAGAUGCGCGAAAUUCGUGACGAAGUAGAAAAUAUCCGAGAGAUGCUGCCCAAGAUGAUUGAGAAGAACAAAGAGACUCAGAAGGAGUCUCUUUCUGAGCUACAACAAGAACUCAAAUCUCUCAAGGCUCUACUACUCAGUCGCGGGUCUGCUCCUCUGACAAGCUCUCCUUCAAUGCCAAUACCCUCAUUAGCCAGUAGACCGUCAAUACCUUCAUGGCAGUUGGCUAGCUCAGCACCAGCGCCAUCUGCUGCAGAGUCACUACCGAGUUCAACUUCACUAAAUGGGUCGUUUACAUCUGUCGCCCAGUUGAAUGGAAAGGGCAAGGAAGCAGAGACACCAUCGAAUGAAUCUUCAUCAUAAAAUCAUGUAUUAUAUUGUUACAUAGCGUAUUGUACUCUCAAAUUUAAAAUAUGCUGCUG